Molecule: messenger RNA, 2047 nt
Organism: Episyrphus balteatus (marmalade hoverfly)
Lineage: Eukaryota; Metazoa; Arthropoda; Insecta; Diptera; Syrphidae
Gene: ebi
Product: F-box-like/WD repeat-containing protein TBL1XR1
Exons: 4
Coding region: 139-1878 (579 amino acids)
Biological process (GO): regulation of transcription by RNA polymerase II
Cellular component (GO): histone deacetylase complex
Molecular function (GO): protein binding; transcription corepressor activity
Source: RefSeq, a predicted model, not a curated record
UUAAAAAACAGCGAAUAGACGUACAAAGAAAAAAGCUUUUUAUUUUAUUAAUUAUUUAACAUCUUUUUUUAUAAUAAAAUUGUGAAUAAAAUAAAUUUCAAAACAAAUUACAAACCAUAGUUAAAAAAUUUAUUCAAUAUGAGUUUCUCCAGCGAUGAAGUAAACUUCCUCGUUUAUCGCUAUCUUCAAGAAUCAGGCUUCCAUCAUUCAGCAUUUACAUUCGGAGUAGAAUCACACAUUUCCCAAAGUAAUAUCAAUGGAGCACUCGUACCGCCAGCUGCCUUGUUAACAAUCCUCCAAAAAGGUCUAAUGUAUACAGAAAUCGAAUGGAGUGUCGGCGAUUCCGGUGACGUCUCCCGCCCCAUCGAAGGUCUCAGUUUAAUCGAUGCUGUUAUGCCGGAAAUAAAAACACCCAAACCACCAGUCAAACCUGAAGUCAAAAAUGAACCAGUCAAAGUGGAACCAACGAUUAAAAUGGAAACAACUCCAUCGUCGGAAACGGCAGCUGCGAAUGGCGCCGAACAAGAAGCGACAGCGACUACAACAACCACAGCUACAACCUCCACACCGACAGUGACUUCUUCGACUCCGGUCACGACGCAAACUACAACAACCCAACAACAACAAGCAGCCCAGCAACAACAGCAGCAACAACAGACUCAGCAACAACAACAACAACAACAGCAAGCUCAACAACAGCAGCAAGCUCAACAACAACAGCAGCAACAACAACAGCAAUCCCAACAACAACAAACAACCCAAGGAACUGCCGAGUCGAUGGAAGUCGAUCAGAGUAUUGAAAUUCCAGCUUCCAAGGCGACUGUUUUGCGUGGUCAUGAGAGCGAAGUAUUCAUUUGUGCUUGGAAUCCAAGCCGAGAUUUGUUGGCUAGUGGAUCUGGAGAUAGCACUGCAAGGAUCUGGGAUAUGUCCGGCACACCGACGACUCCAAAUCAAUUAGUCUUGCGACAUUGCAUACAAAAAGGUGGAGCUGAAGUUCCCAGUAAUAAGGAUGUCACUUCACUCGAUUGGAAUUGUGAGGGAACUCUGUUGGCCACUGGAAGCUAUGAUGGUUAUGCUCGUAUCUGGACAACAGCUGGUGUUCUAGCUUCAACACUGGGACAACAUAAAGGUCCAAUAUUUGCCUUAAAAUGGAACAAACGAGGAAACUACAUCCUUUCGGCGGGUGUCGACAAAACCACAAUCAUCUGGGACGCAGCAACUGGCCAGUGCACUCAGCAAUUUUCAUUCCACAAUGCACCCGCUUUGGAUGUUGAUUGGCAAACGAAUUUGUCAUUUGCAUCCUGUAGUACUGAUCAACGUAUUCACGUUUGCAAGCUGGGAGUUGAGAAGCCAAUUAAGUCCUUCCAGGGACAUACGAACGAAGUGAAUGCCAUUAAAUGGGAUCCUCAGGGUCAACUUUUGGCAUCAUGUUCUGACGACAUGACAUUGAAAAUUUGGUCAAUGAAAAACGAUACAUGCGUGCACGACUUGCAGGCUCAUUCCAAGGAAAUCUAUACGAUAAAAUGGUCACCCACUGGACCGGGCACUCAAAACCCGAAUACAAAUCUGAUACUUGCCUCGGCAUCAUUCGAUUCGACUGUUCGUUUGUGGGAUGUAGAGCGUGGUGCAUGCAUUCACACUCUAACCAAACACACGGAACCCGUUUAUUCAGUUGCUUUCAGUCCCGAUGGAAAGCAUCUGGCGUCUGGUAGUUUUGACAAGUGUGUUCACAUUUGGAGCACACAAACAGGACAAUUGGUUCACAGUUACAAAGGAACUGGGGGAAUAUUUGAAGUCUGUUGGAAUUCGAAUGGCACAAAAGUUGGUGCCAGUGCUUCUGAUGGCAGUGUCUUUGUUCUUGAUUUGAGGAGAUUUUGAGAUACAACAAGCAGUAGCAGCGAAUAACUGCAAUAGGAUUAGAGAAAGCGGGAGAGGAGUCUAUUUUUUGCAUGAAAUUGACAAAUCAACAUAAUUUUUUUUUGUGAAAGCUAUAUAAAGUGCUUAAAGGUAUAUAAUUAUAUGAACAAUUAUUUAGAGAUUCGGAUUA